AUGUGCGAACGACCCAAAAUGUCGGACGUGGCAAAAGGCUUGGGUGUGACGCCCGAGAACAGAUCGGUGCGGCAGAAGGGGGGCAUGACUUGGGUGGUGCCUGGCAUAUUUUUGGGCAACAAGCAAGCUGCUGCAGAUGUGGCUCACUUAGAGCAGUCCAGAGUGAGAGCGGUGGUCUCGGUGGGUGCCAAACCUUCCAUGGCCUUUCCGUGUCACUAUGUCCCAGUGCAAGACAAUGGAUCAGACUCCAUGUUGCCUUUCCUGGAUGAAGCCUGUGACUUCAUUCACCAACAUCGAAAGAUGGGCUCAGUGCUGGUACAUUGCAAGGGCGGCAUCAAUCGUUCGCCAUGUUUGUUGGUGGCCUACUUGAUGAAGUACGAAGAUCUUUCACUGGGCGAGGCCCUGAGCCUCGUCGCGGCGGCGCGCCCCGCCGCCCACUGCCCAUCCAACUUCCGGAAGGAUUUGCAGAGCUUUGCGGCCCAGCUGCGCCCAGAGACGGAGCCGUACUCGGCGGAUCCUGGUUCACCAGUUCCCAACGAGAGCCAUGUACAGUGCACAGAGAUUCGGGGAACUCCAGAUCUGCCAGAGAAUUUCACGCGGGUUCCGACUGGCCUGGUCUCCCACGUGGCUUUGGGGCUGAAGCCCGACUGUGAGCGGGUGGGCCGCUUCGUUUCAGCCAUUGAUCCCAUCGAGGUGAUGGCUCCGCUCUAUGGCAUGGCGGACAUCCACGUGCGCCAGGCCUCGGAGGAAUACACCGUGCGGUCGAUCAGCUUGGUGGAGGAAAGUCAGAGCAGCCAAGGUGACCCAGAACAAAUGCGGAGAGCAGCCAAUGAGCUGGCCAACAUCCAUCACCAUCUCCAUGGCGAAGCGGCCGUUUCGACCACGAUCGGCCCCUCCUGCGACCUCUAUGCCUGUGGCCGGAUUCUGCUGAGCUGCUUUCGUGGUGGUUGUGAGAUCAUGCCAUCUCUGAACCUUGACAGGUUUGCUGUGGCCUAUGCGGACUGGGUACGCGCAGGGUGCCCCUCGACCGAAGAACGCUAUGGUCUUCUGUGGGCCCUCAAGGAGCUCAAGAAUGAGAAGACCGAGCGCAGUGAGGAGAUCCUGCAAGUGGAGAAGAUGGAAGUGCGACUUCUGCUCUCCAGGUGCAUCAAGCGAUCCAGGUAUUCGCGAUUGGGAAGCUGUUGGGAAGCAGCUGAGAUGUUGGCGCAAGCGUCUUGCUGGCUCGGCAUGACGGAAGAAUUCCUGACAUCUCACAAAGUGGCCGUGGAACAGGCGAAGCGCGCCAGUCUGCUGGAUGCACACUAUUCUGUGGCCCAGGAACUCUUUGAACAGGAACGGCGGCAGCUCAGGGAGGACUCGUCUGCCAGGGCAGAGGCCGCCCAGCAGGUGGCAGAAACCCAUCAAGUGGAAGGUUCGUUGGUCUCCGCGCGAUGGAACUUGCGCGCCUUCACCAUCGGGCCGCCGCACAUCCGGCGCAUCAUCCAGGUCUUGCGGGAAUGGCCGGAUGGAAAGAUCAUCCAGGCCAUUGGCUUUUCACGCUUCGAGGCGAACAUCGAACCGCAGUUGCAGGAUGUCUUCAUGCAAUGCUUCUCCGAUGUUCUCCAGCCGCAACAUGGACAUAAGCCCAUGCAGCAGCGUCGCAGACGAGGCUUGCGUCACUCCUUGGGGAGCAUCAACGUGGGAGAGCUUCGAAAGCCCUUAAUCUUCCUGGAGGAUGUGCAGCUGCCCACGGAGGAACUGCAUCGCACCGCGUUUCCCCUGGAGGAAGUCUUCGAGCGAAACAUCCUUUGGCUAGUGGUCAUGUCAGCUUGCAAAGUCGACUUGACUCCGGCGCCCAGUGGCCUCGGCCAGGAGAAGCCUCCGUCGAUCAGUUCGGUUCCGGGUGCCUUGGAGUCCUUGAUCUCUUCCAUGGAGAGGAGACCGGAGACCGUUCGUCACACUGUCCACAUCAGCCAGUUUGGGCCGGGAACCAUGCGGUGGAACACCUGUGGCGGAACCCACGGUGCAGCGGCGCUGGCUUCAGCCAUUUCCGCCACGCCUGUCGCGGACCACCGGCGCUCGCUGCACCGAACAGCACCGGCCUUUGCGCCAGCCUUGGCGCUGGCGGGGCUUCGGCGGCGAGGGCGAGACGUUGGGAAAAGGAGACGGGCGGAGGAAUCGGAGGACGUGGAGAAGCAGGAAGCUGAGGUACCCACCAGGUGGGAGCUCCUGCGCUUCGCGGCGCCCCUGGCCGCGGUGAGCGUCACGGGGCCCAUCCUGUCGACGAUCGACACCUCCUUCGUGGGGCGCUGCGCGGGGACCUUGGAGUUGGCGGCCUUGGGACCCGCCUGCACGGUGACCGAUCUGAUCUACCUGAUUUGCAGCACCAUUUCAACUGCUGCCAUCAACCUCUAUGCCGGAGUUGGGGAGGAGGACACGAAGCGGAAGCGCUUCAACGCCACCUGCGUGUCCGUGGCCUUGUGCAUUGGCCUCACCGGCGCCGCGGUCUCGACGCUGUUGGGCCGCUUCCUCCUCCAGGCGCUGGGGGCCACGCCAGUGAUGAUGGGUGUGGCGCAAAAGUAUGUCGCCACACGUGCAGUUGGCUUGCCUUUGGCGACGAUCGCCUGUGCCAUGUACGGUUUGUGCGUGGGUAAAGGCGAUACCAAGACUCCGUUGAUCGUAACAGUCUACCUCUCUGCGGUGCUCAACGUCUUCUUCGACUGGCUUUUGUGUGCGGUGAUCCCGUGGGGUGCCGCAGGGGCUGCUUGGGCUACCGUGGCUGCCCAGGUGGGGAGUUUCGUGGCCUACUUCACCAUCAUGCGCCGAAAGAAGCAAUUGCCUUUACCCAGCCUCAACGAGUUCUGGCCAUCCUGGGCUGAAACGAAGCCCAUCCUCUCCAUCUACUUGCCCGUCUCCUUCAUCGUGGUUUGUGUGCUGUCGAUGUAUGCAGCCAUGUCGGGCUUCGUGAAUCAAACGCAGCCCUUGGUCAUGAUGGCUGCCUACAAGAUUUGGAUCACCGUCUUCGCCUUCUUCGCCCUCUGCGCCGAUCCCAUGGCCGCUGCCACCUCCACGAAGCUGCCGCCGUUCGUCCUGCGCCGCUGCCGGCGCUCCGCCGAGCUCUUCUGCAGCCGCGGCGCCUCCACGGCCGCCGGGGUGGGCGUGGCCGGAGGGCUCCUGGGUGCUGCCUUGCUCUACUUCGGCGCGGGAGCCUUCACGCAGGACGCGAGGGUGAUCCAAGGAGCCAAGAUCGGAGUGCUGCCCUUCGUCUUGAUUUUAUGCAUCAUGCAUCCAACGAGGGUUUGUCAGAAUUCCUUGGUAGUGCAUGGGGAUCUCUCGUUUUACGUGGUGGCCCAAGUCUGCUUGUCCGGGCUCUUCUUCCUGGGCUUGACUCUGCUGGCUGGGAGGUGCGAGAUUGGCAGCCUUUCAGCGUACCGCAGUAUGAUGAUGGCCACCUUCAGCUUCUAUGUGGCCAGCCUUUGCACCUACGGCGCGCGUGUACGGCACCUGAAUCGAAAUUUGGACACCAAAGGCUCUCGGGCGCAGCUCGGUGGCUCAGAACGGGCGUUUUUCGUCGCCGGUGACGCGGUGACACUUUCCGCGGCGGUGGUGACGCGCACGCGAUGUCUUGAGGUCGCCAAAUGCACCACGUUGGGAAGCCCCAGGUUUCGGAGGGACCUGGGUCCCACAGAGAGAGGUUUGGAAGUCUUCAGCAGUGGUGACAGUGACGUGACACUGACCGUUGAGUUUUUCUCAGCAGCCAAGAGAUGUGAGGUGACGGUGACAGUGAAGUGGCUGAGGGAGCUGGAUCUCAGUGACAACCACCUGGGCUCCAAGGCAGUGGCCAAGGUGCUGCAGGCUGGCCGUGAUAAUCUGCAGAUCCUGGAUUUAAGUCGCAAUCGCCUGGGCGACGAGGGCGCUCGGGCGUUGGCCGAUGCUUUGGGCAAAGGUCCAUCUUCGGGCUAUUCGCUGACGGUGCUGCGGCUGCGAGGGAAUGGUAUCAGCGACGAUGGUGGAGAAUCACUGGCAGAAGCCUUGAUGUCAGUGACCACUUUGCUGGAAUUCGACUUUGCGGAGAAUCAGAUCAGCGUGCAGACGGCGGCCUUGCUCUUCCGGGCGACCUGCGCGGCCAAGGUGCUCAAGAGGCUGAACCUCGACAGCAACUUGCCGUGGCCCACCAGCGAGAACUGCGAGAUGCUGGUAGCGGCUUUCACGGACCAGCUUUGUGGACACCAAGCAGUGCCUUCCUUGGAGUUGGUAAGUCUCAGGCGUUGUAAGAUGCACAGCACCGGCGCCGUGAAGCUCUUCCACUCGGUGGCGUCCAACACCACCCUGCGCAAGCUCAACGUGGCCUGCAAUGGCCUGCGACAGGGCGCUGCGCCAGCGAUCGCCGCGGCUUUGGCGACCACCGGCUUGGAGGUCUUGGACUUGCGGGACAAUCGCCUGGGUGCCUUCGACGCCUUGGGUUUGGCCUUCCAACAGGUCUUCGCACCGGAGCAUCCUCACGCUACCGGGGAUUUCCCCUUGGCUGAGGAGACCCAUGCUCCGAAGCAUCGAGAGAACGACAACUUGCGGUCCUUGAACCUGGGCAACAACGAGCUCACCGGCGAGUCGAUGGUGAGGCUGUCGCUAGCUCUCCCGAGCUUCACAGCCCUCGAGGAGCUCCGGCUCUACCACAACCCCCUCUUGGGGGAUCUGGGCGCUCAGGCAUUGUCAGAUUUACUGGCCACGCCGUCAGGCACCAGCAUCACGCACCUCAACUUAGCGGCCUGCGGCAUCGGCGACGCUGGAUGUCAAGCACUGAUGCAAGCUGUUGGAGAUUACAAGAUUCUGAAGACCUUGGACCUCUCCUGCAACGGCCUCGGCGACGACUCAGCGAGCUCGGUCGCAGAGGUGCUCUCGCAGAGAGACUGUGAGCUUGAGAAGUUGAUGUUGUCCAUGAACGCCAUGAGUUCCUAUGGCAUCUCUGAGCUGAUGGAUGGAGUGUCUCGCAAUGUGGACGGCUGCUUGCGUGAAGUGGACGUGGCGUCGCAGGACGCGGGUCCUGCAAAGACCCAGUUCAUUGAUGAGGGAAUGAGCAAGGUGAAAUCCAAGUUCGUGGGGCUGCGCUAA
Durusdinium trenchii is the source of this 5088-nucleotide messenger RNA. The record is from the annotation of a GenBank genome assembly. Lineage: Eukaryota; Dinophyceae; Suessiales; Symbiodiniaceae.